Molecule: messenger RNA, 2031 nt
Organism: Cucumis sativus (cucumber)
Lineage: Eukaryota; Viridiplantae; Streptophyta; Magnoliopsida; Cucurbitales; Cucurbitaceae
Product: cation/H(+) antiporter 4-like
Exons: 3
Coding region: 1-2031 (676 amino acids)
Biological process (GO): regulation of pH; proton transmembrane transport
Cellular component (GO): endomembrane system; membrane
Molecular function (GO): antiporter activity
Source: RefSeq, a predicted model, not a curated record
AUGGCUUCCAAUGUCACCAUUUACAAUGAUGUUUUUGGUUCAGAUCAUGGGAGUUUCCUAACCCUUUGCUUGAAUACGCCUCCCAAGAUUAAUUCCGAUGGCAUUUGGGAAUUUGUUUUUGGGGCUGCUCCUUGUCUUUUCUCUGCUUCUUUUGUUGGUGCUUCGCCACAGACUGGCUUGAUACUUGGAUCAUCAUGGAGGGGAAGUUUUGAAUCAUUUGACAACUUCAAAGAUGGUGUAUUUGCCACUGCAUCACAAGAAAUAGUGGGUUUGCUGGCAGGAUUUGGGUACACACUUUUUGUGUUUCUUAUUGGAGUUAGGAUGGAUUUAAGUGUGGUUAAAAGAUCAGGAAGGCAAUCUUUGAUAGGUGGUAUUUUAUCAAUAGUUAUUCCUGCAAUACUUGGUUCGUUGACAGCAUUUGGUUUAUCAAGAUUUAGUAAGACACAUGGAACGGCUGACAUGGAGUUUAUAGCCGCACACCAAUCAUACACUUCAUUUGCUGUUAUGGUUUGCCUUCUUGACCAUCUCAAAAUUCUGAAUUCUGAAGUUGGUCGUUUGGUACUUUCUACUACAAUUGUAGCUGAUUUGGUGGGUCUGAGUUUCUCCUUGAUAAUUACUGUUAUUGAAAAUGUUCGAAGCCAGGGUGCUUUGAAUGGCUUGAUGACUUUUGCUAUGGCGAUUGGAUCGUUGGUCCUUAUUGUGUUUUUGUUUCGUCCUGCGAUGCUCUGGAUUGUUAGGUCUACACCAAGUGGGAGGCCUGUGCCGGAUGGAUACAUAUGCAUCAUCAUUCUAUUGGUGCUUGUAUCUAGUGUAACUUCUAACAUUAUGGGACGAACCGUUUAUUCAGGACCAUUUAUCUUGGGUUUGACUGUGCCUGAAGGACCACCUUUAGGAGCCAGUCUAGUGAAGAAACUGGAUAGCAUUAUUACAUCGGUUUUCGUUCCGCUCUUUGUCACUAUUUCUGUGAUGAAGGUUGAUCUUUCAUUCCUUUACUACGAUGGAGAAUUUUUGAUCCAUUCUAUUAUUGUGAUCUUUAUAUCCAGUAUUGGAAAAUUGGCUGUUUCUGUUGGUACUGCUCUAUAUUUCAAGAUGUCUUCUCAUGAUGCCUUGGCAUUUGGCCUCAUAAUGUGUAGCAAAGGCAUUGUAGAGCUUGCUGCUUGCUCUUACUUUUAUGACAGCAAUUUAUUAUAUGAGCAGACUUUUGCAGUGUUAAUUGCUGAUAUUUUGAUUUUCUCGAUACUGAUGCCGAUGGUCGUGAAAUGGUUCUAUGAUCCUUCAAGAAAAUAUUCUCACUACCAGAAAAAGAACAUUCUCAAUUUGAAGCCUGAUGCUGAGUUGAGCAUACUAGGAUGCAUUCAUACGCAGGAUGGUCUUCCUGUUUUGCUUAACCUUCUCGAUGCAUCAUGCCCGACCGAGGAGUCUCCUAUUUCUCUGUAUGCUCUUCACCUUGUAGAAUUGGUUGGUCGAGCUACGCCGGUUUUCAUCACACAUGAGCUUCAUGAACAAAAAAGUUCAUCCGAAGUGAUGGUCUCAGAUAGUAUUAUUCAAAUGCUUCGCAAGUACGAAAUGAGGAACGAAGGUGUUGUAUCGAUUGAGGUAUUCACAGCAAUUGCUCCGAUGAAACUAAUGCACGACGACAUCUGCACCGUAGCGGUUAAAAAGCUCACUUCCAUUAUAAUUCUUCCAUUUCAUCGAAGAUGGACAAGAGAAGGAUUCGUGGAUUCAGAGGAUAGCACAAUAAGGGCAUUAAAUUGCCAAGUCCUUGAGCGAGCACCGUGCUCAGUGGGAAUCCUCAUUGACCGUGGCCAUCUUUCGAGCUAUCGUUCGUUUGGAGGUUCUUGUGCAUCGUUAUUACAAGUUGCAAUGGUUUUUCUUGGUGGUCAAGACGACAGGGAAGCAUUUUCGUUUGCUAGACGCAUGGUUAAAGAGGUGAGUAGUGCUCAACUCACAGUGAUACGGUUAAUUGCAGAAGAUGAGAGCAUAAGCCAUUGGGAGAUGGUUCUUGACACGGAACUGUUGACGACGACGUGA